AUGGGGCCCAGGGCGUCCCUGAGCCGGCUCCGGGAGCUGUGCUGCCGCUGGCUGCGGCCCGAGCUGCACACCAAGAAGCAGAUCCUGGAGCUGCUGGUGCUCGAGCAGUUCCUGAGCGUGCUGCCCGCGCACCUGCUGGCCCGGCUGCAGGGCCAGCCGCUCCGGGACGGCGAGGAGGUGGUGCUGCUGCUGGAGGGCGUCCAGAGGGAGGCCAGCACCGUGGGGCCGCUGGAUUUUAGUUUUAAUACUGGCAAGAACGGUCCCCGUGCAGACGUCACUUCGGGGGAACAGGGGGGCUCUUCCCAGGUCUCCAGUCACAGCCCCAAAAAGGAAGUGCCCUCCGAAGGACCUCCGGCCCUGGAGCCACCAAAGGAACCCCCACUAUCCCAGCCGGGGCCCUCCAAGCUUGCUGAGCUGGGCACCUGGAGACACCCCCCAAGUUCAAAGCAGCCACUGAGCCCAGGCCCCACGGGGGCCUUCCAAGCCCUGCAAGAGUGUGCCCCCCAGGGCCCUGUGCUGUGGCUGGAGGAAGACUCCCGAGAUCAGGAGCUGGCAGCCGUGCUGGAGUCCCUGACCUUUGAAGAUGUUCCAGCAAAGAAGGCUUGGCCUGUUCACCCUCUGGGACCUGGAAGUAGAACCCCAGAUGAGGAGUUCAAAGAAGAGCCCAAAGCCGUUGCCUGGCCAGCUGUCCCCUCAACAGAGCCUCAGGCAGAUAGUCCCCAGGUGGCAGAAGAGCCCCAUGCCCAGGUGCCGGGGCCAGGCCCCGAAGCGAGUGGCACGGGCGGAGGAGGGUCCCCUCUCGGCAGCAGUGACAUUCUGGAGGUCAAAGUGGCCGAGGGGACCCCCAGGUCGGAGCCAGAGAUGGAAUUCAUCUGCGCAGACUGCGGGGUGACUUUCCGACAGCUGGGCCGCCUGGAGGCGCACCAGCUGCGGUCUCACCCGAGCGCCCGGGCCUUCCCGUGCGAGCGCUGCGGCAAGAGCUUCGGCCGCAGUUCCAUCCUCAAGCUGCACAUGCGCACGCACACGGACGAGCGGCCCCACGCCUGCCACCUCUGCGGCCACCGCUUCCGCCAGAGCUCACACCUGAACAAGCACCUGCAGACUCACUCCUCGGAGCCCGCCUUCCUGUGCGCCGAGUGCGGCCAGGGCUUCCAGCGCCGGGCCAGCCUCAUGCAGCACCUGCUGGCGCACGCCGAAGGCCAGCAGCCCUCGUGCGUCCCCGAGACCCGGCCCGCAGCGCGCGAGCUGGCCGUGGUCCUGUGCUCCCACUGCGGCCAGACCUUCCAGCGCCGCUCCAGCCUCAAGCGCCACCUGCGGAUCCACGCCAAGGACAAGGGCCACCAGUGCUCCGAGUGCUCGGGCAGCCUGCGCCCGGGCCCCGAGCGCAGGCCGUACGUGUGCGGCGACUGCGGCAAGGCGUUCCGGCGCAGCGAGCACCUGGGGGCCCACCGGCGCGUGCACACGGGCGAGCGGCCCUUCUCGUGCCAGGUCUGCGGCCGCAGCUUCAGCCAGAGCUCGCAGCUGGUCUGCCACCAGCGGGUGCACACGGGCGAGAAGCCCUACAGCUGCCCGCACUGCGGGAAGCGCUUCGUGCGGCGGGCGGGGCUCGCCCGCCACCUCCUGACCCACGGCGGCCCGCGGCCCCACCACUGCGCCCAGUGCGGCAAGACCUUCAGCCAGACGCAGGACCUCGCCCGCCACCGGCGCAGCCACACGGGCGAGAAACCGUGCCGCUGCAGCGAGUGCGGCGAGGGCUUCAGCCAGAGCGCCCACCUGGCGCGCCACCAGCGCAUCCACACCGGGGAGAAGCCCCACGCCUGCGACACCUGCGGCUACCGCUUCCGCAACAGCUCCAACCUGGCCCGGCACCGCCGCAGCCACACCGGCGAGCGGCCCUACGCCUGCCAGACCUGCGGCCGGAGCUUCCGGCGCAACGCGCACCUGCAGCGGCACCUGGCCACGCACACGGGGACCGAGGCCGCGGCCCGGCCGGCCGAGCCCCCGCAGGAGUGCCGGGAGUGCGGCAAGAGCUUCAGCCGCAGCUGUAACCUGCUGCGCCACAUGCUGGUGCACACCGGCGCCAGGCCCUUCUCGUGCGCGCAGUGCGGCCGCAGCUUCAGCCGCAACUCGCACCUGCUGCGCCACCUGAGAACCCACGCCCGCGAGACCUUGUACUAGCCUCGCGAGGGUUCCGUCGGGCCCGCCCCGGCCUCCGUGUCCCGGUGGCUACACCCGCGGUUAGUUCCCCCCUACGCCGGAGGCGUCUCUGCCUGGCCUCAGGGAUGGAUCUCAAAAUGCCUAAUGGAAAACAACUUCCUUG
This is a messenger RNA of Hyaena hyaena (striped hyena), 2320 nucleotides long. RefSeq names its product zinc finger and SCAN domain containing 10 (gene ZSCAN10). Gene Ontology annotation, biological process: negative regulation of transcription by RNA polymerase II. The record is from RefSeq and is a predicted model, not a curated record. Gene Ontology annotation, molecular function: DNA-binding transcription repressor activity, RNA polymerase II-specific. NCBI's taxonomy places the organism in Eukaryota, Metazoa, Chordata, Mammalia, Carnivora, Hyaenidae. Bases 1 to 2178 code for a protein of 725 amino acids. The transcript is spliced from 5 exons.